AUGUCGGCGGCCGUGGGCGGCGCCGAGUUCCACGGCUUCGGCGGGGAGGCGCAGCUCCCGCGGUCGCGGAUGCUCGGCAGGCCCGUCAGGGUGGCGCCGCCCGGGGCGACGCCGGCUGGCGGCGGCGGCCCCUCGGCGGCCAGCAUUCGCGCCGUCUCCACGCCUCUGAAGAAGGAUGCAAAAGAAGUUAAGCGAAGCAAGGUGGAGAUAAUCAAGGAGAAGAGCAAUUUCCUUCGGUACCCGCUGAACGAGGAGCUGGUCUCGGAGGCUCCCAAUGUCAACGAGACUGCCGUCCAGCUGAUCAAGUUCCACGGAAGCUACCAGCAGAGCGACCGAGAAGUUCGUGGGCAGAAGAACUACUCGUUCAUGCUCCGGACAAAGAAUCCUUCCGGAAAAGUUCCAAACCAGACUUACUUGGCCAUGGAUACACUGGCCGAUGAGUUCGGGAUCGGAACGCUCCGUCUGACAACCAGGCAAACAUUUCAGCUGCACGGCGUUCUUAAGAAGAACUUGAAGCAUGUCAUCAGCACUGUGAUAAAGAAUAUGGGAUCAACCUUAGGUGCCUGUGGAGACCUCAACAGGAAUGUGCUUGCGCCUGCAGCGCCAUAUGCGAGAAAAGAUAUCCUUUUUGCUCAAGAAACAGCAGAGAAUAUUGCGGCACUUCUUGCGCCACAGUCGGGGGCUUAUUAUGACCUGUGGGUGGAUGGAGAGAAGAUAAUGUCAGCGGAAGAGCCUCCGGAGGUCACAAAAGCCCGGAAUGACAACUCACAUGGAACAAACUUCCCUGAUUCCCCUGAACCAAUCUACGGGACCCAAUAUCUGCCCAGGAAGUUCAAGAUUGCGGUCACAGUUGCUGGUGAUAACUCUGUUGAUAUUCUGACCAAUGACAUCGGUGUUGUUGUUGUUUCAGAUAGUGCAGGGGAGCCCGUUGGCUUUAACCUCUAUGUUGGAGGUGGCAUGGGAAGGACACACCGAAUAGAGACCACAUUCCCUCGUCUGGCUGAUCCACUUGGUUAUGUUCCUAAGGAGGAUAUAUUAUAUGCUAUAAAGGCGAUAGUUGUUACACAGAGGGAAAAUGGAAGAAGAGAUGACCGCAGGUAUAGCAGACUGAAGUAUCUGCUUGACAGCUGGGGAAUUGACAAGUUUCGGGCCGAAGCUGAAAAAUACUAUGGGAAGAAGUUUGAAGAUUUCCGCCCAUUGCCGGAAUGGCAGUUCAACAGCUACCUUGGGUGGCAGGAGCAGGGUGAUGGUAAAUUAUUCUAUGGAGUGCAUGUUGAUAAUGGUCGUCUUGGAGGGCAGGCAAAGAAAACUCUGCGAGAGAUAAUUGAGAAGUAUAACUUGGAUGUUAGCAUUACUCCAAACCAAAACCUUAUCUUAUGUGGCGUUGAUCAGGCAUGGAGAGAACCCAUAACUGCAGCUCUUGCUCAAGCUGGCCUGUUGGAACCAAAGGAUGUUGAUCUCCUGAACAUAACCUCCAUGGCAUGCCCUGCCUUACCUCUGUGCCCUCUAGCACAAACAGAAGCUGAACGAGGGAUCCUGCCAAUUCUUAAACGAAUUAGAGCAGUUUUUGACAAGGUUGGUAUCAAGGACGAGGAGUCUGUAGUGGUGAGGAUAACUGGCUGCCCUAAUGGAUGCGCCAGACCAUAUAUGGCCGAGGUUGGCUUCGUUGGUGACGGCCCAAACAGCUACCAGAUAUGGCUUGGAGGAACACCAAACCAGACCACCUUGGCAGAGACGUUUAUGAAUAAAGUGAAGCUUCAAGAUAUUGAGAAAGUUUUGGAACCACUGUUUUCCUAUUGGAAUAGCACGCGCCAGGAAGGCGAAUCCUUUGGAAGCUUCACAAACCGAAUGGGAUUUGAGCAACUGAAGGAGGUGGUGAACAAGUGGGAGGGGUCAGCGUCAGCCGCAUGA
Molecule: messenger RNA, 1911 nt
Organism: Triticum turgidum subsp. durum (durum wheat)
Lineage: Eukaryota; Viridiplantae; Streptophyta; Magnoliopsida; Poales; Poaceae
Source: the annotation of a GenBank genome assembly